Molecule: messenger RNA, 480 nt
Organism: Leopardus geoffroyi (Geoffroy's cat)
Lineage: Eukaryota; Metazoa; Chordata; Mammalia; Carnivora; Felidae
Product: atherin-like
Exons: 2
Coding region: 1-480 (159 amino acids)
Source: RefSeq, a predicted model, not a curated record
AUGAUUGCCAAAACGGCAGCAACAGCCUCUGCCCAGACGUUUACCUCUCAUGGUUCUUGGAAGAUAACCUCGCGGCCUCGGCCUGGCUCCCCAAACCAAGCGGCCCCGGUUAGGGCCUCGUCCCUCACAACUAGCGCGUCUGCCGAGGCCUGGGCCCUAGAAACCCAGCCCGACCCCCUCGGCCCCGGCCACGCCCGGCCCUUCGGCGCCGCACCGCGCACCCGGGCCCCCCGGGGUCCUCAUAGGCCGGAGGACACGCGCAGGCCUCCUGUCUCACCUCGAGUUUUACGGGGACCGCCGGCGGCGCCCGCGCCUCCACCCGCCCGCACACCUGGCCCCGCGCUGCAGUGGAGACAGCGGCAGAGACUGCCCGACCGUCACGUGCCGCAGAACCAAGAGGCCUCGGCUACCGCUGCUGCCGCGCGAGCGAGCCCCACCGCGCAAAGCCCGGCCCUGCGCCCGCCCCUCGCUCCUGAGUAG